Miniopterus natalensis is the source of this 969-nucleotide messenger RNA. RefSeq names its product taste receptor type 2 member 10. Gene Ontology annotation, molecular function: bitter taste receptor activity; G protein-coupled receptor activity. Lineage: Eukaryota; Metazoa; Chordata; Mammalia; Chiroptera; Miniopteridae. Gene Ontology annotation, cellular component: membrane. The record is from RefSeq and is a predicted model, not a curated record. Gene Ontology annotation, biological process: sensory perception of taste; G protein-coupled receptor signaling pathway.
AUGCUAAGUAUAGCGGAAGGCCUCCUCAUUUUUAUAGUGGUUGGUGAGUCAAUACUGGGGGUUUUAGGGAAUGGAUUUAUUGGACUUGUAAACUGUAUUGACUGUGUCACGAACAAGAAGUUUUCUGUAAUUGGCUUGAUUUUCAUUGGCUUAGCCACUUCGAGGAUUUUUCUGAUAUGGAUAAUAAUUACAGAUGCCUUUAUAAAGAUAUUCUCUCCACACAUGUACACCUCUGGAAACCUAAGCGAAUAUAUUAGCUAUGCAUGGAUAAUUAUCAAUCACUUAAGUACCUGGUUCGCCAGCAGCCUCAGCACCUUCUAUUUCCUGAAGAUAGCCAAUUUUUCUCACCACUGCUUCCUCUGGUUGAAGCACCGAAUCCAUAGAGUGCUCUCUUUUCUGAUGGGAUUGAUGCUUAUUUCAUGGUUACUUGUUCUCCCACAAAUUGUGAAGAUUAUUAAAGAUUUAAAAAUGAAUAAUAAUAGCAACACAACCUGGCAGUUCAACAUCCCUAAAAGUGACUACUUUACUUACUACACUUUGCUCAGUCUGGGCGUCAUUUUUCUCUUUAUACUGUGCCUGGUCACAUGCCUCUUGCUAAUCGUUUCCCUUUGGAGACACAACAGGCACAUGCAGUCAAAUGCCCUAGGUGGCAGAGAUCCCAGCACCGAAGCACAAGUGAAAGCAAUAAAAAUUUUGGUUUCUUUUAUUGCCCUCUUUAUCUUGCAUUUUAUAGGCAUUGCCAUAGAAGUAGCAUGUUCUGCUGCGCUGGAAAACAAAUUGCUGUUUAUUUUUGGUGUGACCACGGUAGUCAUCUACCCCUGCGGCCACUCCUUCAUCCUGAUUCUGGGCAACAGCAAGCUAAAGCAAGCUUCUUGGAAGGUCCUGCAGCCUUUAAAGUGCUGUGGGAAGGCGAAGCCUCUGGGGACUCCGCAGCCAGGCAUGGGGAGGACAGGGGGCCCCAGAGAAUGA